Messenger RNA from Salvia splendens (bonfire salvia), 408 nucleotides. RefSeq lists its product as uncharacterized. The record is from RefSeq and is a predicted model, not a curated record. Bases 1 to 408 code for a protein of 135 amino acids. The transcript is spliced from 2 exons. NCBI's taxonomy places the organism in Eukaryota, Viridiplantae, Streptophyta, Magnoliopsida, Lamiales, Lamiaceae.
AUGGCCCGAGCCUUCGAAGCUUCCCUAUAUGAGGAAGAGGAAAUUCCACAGUCAUUUGAAGAGGCUAGAAAGCAUAAACACUGGAGGGAAGCUACAAAGAAGGAGAUAGAUGCCCUCAUUAAAAAUGCACAUGGAAGAAAUGUACGAUGCCUAAAGGAAAGAGUCUCCACGUAUUUGGUUUGGAAGAUUUUGUCAAGCAAUGUUCAAGCAUGGAUUCGAACAAAGUCAUUCCGACCACACACUCUUCACAAAAAGGAGAGACGACAAGUUGAUGACAUUAUCAUCACUGGAGAUGAUAUUGAGGAAAUCCAGAAUCUGAAAGAGAAUCUGUUUAAGGAAUUUGAGAUGAAGGACUUGGGAGCACUGAAGUACUUUCUUGGAAUUGAGGUGUUAAGAUCUAAGCACUAA